This is a messenger RNA of Hansenula ciferrii, 1809 nucleotides long. It is a transcript of the gene GPI16, whose product is annotated as GPI-anchor transamidase subunit GPI16. The coding region runs from base 1 to 1809 and encodes 602 amino acids. The transcript has a single exon. Lineage: Eukaryota; Fungi; Ascomycota; Saccharomycetes; Phaffomycetales; Wickerhamomycetaceae. Gene Ontology annotation, cellular component: GPI-anchor transamidase complex. Gene Ontology annotation, biological process: attachment of GPI anchor to protein. The record is from RefSeq and is a predicted model, not a curated record.
AUGAAAAUUCAGCUGGAGGCAUUACUAGGACUUCUAGCUCUUUCGCAUUCGGUAGUCGCAGAUGGUCCUGCAAGCAAUCAUUCACAUUCAAUCAACGAAGACGUGUUUGAAAAUGCCACUGCUUAUCCAUAUGAGGAAACCCUUGACAUAACCCCAUUACCUAGGAACAAUUUGUUAAUUUCAUUCAACUUCAAUAUAGCCUCUGAAUAUAUCAAUGUCAGUGAGUCAAAAUCACACCAUCAAUAUAGAGCAUUUCCAAGAUCACUCGCCCCAAUAUUGGAAAGCACAGAUACCAGAGAGUUACAUCUUCGAUUUGGACAAGGUUGGUGGGAUUCUGAAGAAUGGGGUCAGCUUCCCUAUUCUGGUGAACAUUCUGGGGGUGUUGGUGUUGAAGUCUGGUCCGUUAUUGAAGCAGCAGGUCGUGAACAAAGCUUCGAAAAAUGGACAUCGUUGGUGAAUUCGUUAUCUGGAUUAUUUUGUGCUUCAUUGAACUUCAUUGAUAGUUCCAAAACUACUUAUCCUGUUCGUUCCUUCAAACCCGAGAACAAUAUAACUUUAUUUGAUGAUAGAAAUGAAUUACACUUAAUACGUGCAGCCCUAGCUUCAGAACCUGUUUGUACUGAAAACUUGACCCCCUUCGUUAAGUUUCUGCCAGGAAGAGGUAAGUCAGGUUUGUCAUCAUUACUAGAUGGCCAUAGAGUUUUUGAAUCUGAGUGGCACAAAAUGUCCAUUGAUAUCGAAACACGAUGUGAUGGUGAGCUUUGUCGCUAUGUUAUGUCUCAGAAAAUUGAUGCUGUUAUUGAUAUACCAAGAGCAAUUAGAACCAAAAAGAACCCUAUACCUAAGCCUGUUUCAGGAAAUGAGCUUAAUUGUGAUCUUGAUAAACCAAAUGACGCUUUUGAAUGCUUUCCAUUAGGUGACUCAAACAAGUUGGAUUUUACGUUGUCUGACUUAUUGCAUCGCUCUAUUUUGGGUGGAAGCAAGUUUUCUGAAAAGCCUGCAAAAGUGUGUGCACAUGUAACAGAUAACUGGGACACUUAUUUAAAGGUAGAUGGAAAUUACUUUGGAACACCUUCCAACUGUUUUGAUGUUACUGGUGAUGAUGUUUAUGACUUAUAUUUUCAGACAGGGGAUAGUACUAAUGUGCAAUCCAUCAAAGAUGUGCCAAUCUUUGUUUCAAGGUCAUUGACUGGCUAUGGUCAAGAUAAAGGUGGCUCACGUACUGUCUUCAACAAUCCACUCAAUGAACCAGUUAGGCUUUUGUAUUUUGAGUCACUACCAUGGUUUAUGAGGGUUUAUUUACACACAGUGUCAGUAUCAGGUGGUGGAGCAAAUGAGUUAGUCAAAUCUGUUUACUACUCUCCAGAGGUUGAUCGUGAGAGACCUACACAUAUUGAAUUUGAAUUGAUUAUACCUGCUAACUCUACUAUUGCGCUAUCAUAUUCUUUUGACAAAUCAUUAUUACUUUACUCUGAGUAUCCCCCAGAUGCCAAUCAUGGUUUUUCGGUGGAGCCUGGUGUUGUCAAUGUUCUAGAACCUGUGAAAUAUUCACUGAGAACUUCAUCGGCACUUUUGACUUUACCAACGCCUGAUUUCAGUAUGCCUUAUAAUGUGAUCAUUUUAUCAUCCACUAUCAUGGCACUGGCAUUUGGUACUUUAUUCAAUUUGUUGGUUAAGCGUCUAGUUACAGAAGAGGAAGCAGAUUUGGUUAUUGAAGUUUCGGGUCCUAAAGCUGCUAUUCAAAAACUUAAAUCAAAGAUAUCUGUACUAAAAAAAUCAAGCCCUUUGACAUCUAAGGAUUCUAAUUAA